AUGUCAGCUGACUCUGGACAUCCAAUGACGGCCAGUCAGGUCCUAGGCUCCAACCUACAAGAUGAAAAGGAACUGAAUGAGACUGAUCCGGUACCUAAUGGACAGGUCGUGCAUUUUUCCUGUGAAUAUGGAUAUAAUGUGCAAGGUCCAACGAAUCUCCGUUGCUGGCUAGGAGAGUGGGCAGUGACCAGUAUGCCCGAGUGUGUAGCAGCUCCUUGCGAACUCCCGUUGCUUCAUGGUGCUACAUACGAAGCAGGGUACCGUGCAGGACUAACAGUAGCUCACGCCUCCUCCGUCAACAUAGCCUGUGAGCCUGGUAGAUCACCGCCAGCAACCCUGAACUGUCAUCUAGGAAGACUGCAGCCCACCGUCCAUGAUUUCUGCAGACCGCUUGCUAAUCUAACCCGUCCACGCCCAACUUCAGAAUACCAAAGCGGCUCUGACAUAGUUCGGGAAGAUAUUUCAGAAUUGGAACCAGACAUCGAUGCUACUACUAACACAGACUGCGGUCCACCAGCCAGGAAUCCACAAGAAGUCAGGGUCCAGGGUACGCUGAUAUACCGAGAUGGGGCUGAAGUGAACAGCUCUUUAGGAGUGGAAGGAUACCCUCAUGGCACCGAGAUCACGUUUAGAUGCAUAGCAUCGAUCAUGGGAGAGAAGACCACUUGGAAGCUGAUUUGCGAGCAGGGCAACUGGGUUGGCAAGAGUUUCAAUUGCGAAGAAUUAGAAGCUCAGAACGAGGAACUGAUGAACAACAACAGCUGUACCUUCGAGAAUGAUGAGCCGAACGUGGUCGCAUUCUAUAAUGAUAUGCAGAUUACUGAGGUAGUCGACUUUCCUGCUGGAGCUAUGAUCACAUCUAGGUGCAGUGACAUCGGGAAGUACUCUAUGUCUGGGUCUCAAACCCGUAAAUGUAUCGGAGGGGCCUGGGAUGGUGUUAAACCGACUUGCGUUGGACUUAACCAGCAAAUGGAUUAUGCCAUGGAGAAGAAACCUACAAUCCUGUUCCGUCACUCACAGGGCCCAAUCGCGCAGACCAAUGAUGGGAAGCUGCUGGUCUACCCUGGAACUGUACUCCACAUGGAAUGCUUGUGGAUGAGGAGAUUUGGGAACCCCAAGUGGAAUGUUACGCAUAAUAAUCCGGAUUCUGACCGCAAGUACAUAGAGGGCUGGACCACGGAUCCUGGGAGGGACAGUGCCUUGGAAUACAGGCUGAGCAUCAUCAAUGCUGAAAAGGAGGACUCUGGCAUAUACCGGUGUGAGACACCAGCCCGACAGAGCCAUCAGGUCGAGAUAAUCGUUGAAGACGUUCAUUGUCCCCCACUCCCUAUUCGCCGUGGGCUAGUAGCCAGUGGACUAGGCACCCGGCUGGGCACAGAGAUUCGGUUCCACUGCGCCAAUGGAAAUGCGUUGCUUGGUGCGCACACGCUCGUCUGUCGCGCAUCGGGUAAUUGGAGUGCGCCUUUACCUGUUUGUGAGAGCGUGGAAUGUGGUGAAGUAGUUCAUGAUACGCCACUGGGUGAAGGUGAGAGAAGACCACGUGUGGCCGUGGUGUCACGAGGUGUAGGUGGACGUGCUGCCUUCUCCUGUGCUCCUGGCUGGGCGCUGCGUGGAGCUCCAGAAACUGUAUGCCUGCCUGCUGCUGAUUGGGCAAAACCUUUUCCUGUUUGCAGAGAGGUAUCCUGUCCAGCACUACCCCCACCAGCAUCAGGCUACGUUCUAGGCCGAGCACCGUACCGCGCAGGAGACGUACUGCAGUUCCACUGCAACCCUGAACAUACAUUGCAUGGAAGACCAAUAUUGGUCUGCCAGGACAGUGGACGAUGGAGUGAUAAACCUCCUACAUGUGCUCAAGCAUGCACAUACCCUGGCACUACAAUCUCAGGCCGCAUGUCUUCAGUCAAAUUCUACUACAAGAUCGGAGAGACUAUAACAUUCACCUGCGAGCCUGGGUACCGGCUGAAGGGAGCUCCUAUGCUGCGAUGUUUGAAAAACCGAAAAUGGUCAAAUGCGAUUCCACUCUGCACACCGAACUCAAACUUCACAUCAUCGGACUCAGUCGCCAUGUUCAACGGUGACAUAGACGCCAUGUUGUCUGACGAGCCGGCGGACAUCUUGCGGACGCGGGAAUCGCCCGCCAUCUUGUCACCAGAGAGUUACAAAGCCGCUGUCACUAGAGCUGCAGUGUCAAGGCUACUCCGAAGAGGUCCGAUCGAGAAUUUUAGAAAUAGAGUAUUUAGAGUAAAUAGGCUACUUCGGAGAGACACAGAAAGAUAA
Spodoptera littoralis (African cotton leafworm) is the source of this 2277-nucleotide messenger RNA. The record is from the annotation of a GenBank genome assembly. NCBI's taxonomy places the organism in Eukaryota, Metazoa, Arthropoda, Insecta, Lepidoptera, Noctuidae.